Messenger RNA from Bacillus rossius redtenbacheri, 5682 nucleotides. RefSeq lists its product as uncharacterized. Bases 146 to 844 code for a protein of 232 amino acids. The record is from RefSeq and is a predicted model, not a curated record. Gene Ontology annotation, biological process: regulation of tube size, open tracheal system; septate junction assembly. The transcript is spliced from 7 exons. Lineage: Eukaryota; Metazoa; Arthropoda; Insecta; Phasmatodea; Bacillidae. Gene Ontology annotation, cellular component: membrane; septate junction.
AUUGUUUACUUUUUUCUUCCCUUUAGGCGUGGCAUUAAUUGUAUGUUGAGACAACAUGGCAGUGUUUUAUUAAUUCAUCAUUAAAGUUUGUUUGUUUUUAAGUGCGCUUAUUCCUGAUAAUCGACCGACCAAAAUUUCGAAAAAUAUGGCUGUUAAAGAUCAGGAUUAUCCAAAGGCAUCAAAUGCGCUGGUUUUCGGUGGCAUGAUCACGUACUUUGCUGGUGUUAUGCUGGUGAUGUCAUUUGCAAGCCCCUAUUGGAUCCAGUCCUACCAAGAAACUUUCAACGACUUCAAACACAUGGGCUUGUGGGAGUACUGUUUCGAGCAGUUCCGCUACCCGUACUACCAGUUCGACAAGCUUUUUGAUGGCUGCCACUACAUCUUCAGUCAAGAGUACUACGUGAUCCGUGAAUGGCUGCUGCCAGGCUGGUUGAUGGUGGUGCAAGCAUUCGUCACUCUGGCCCUCAUGCUGUCGUUCGCUUCGCAGAGCAUCAUUGCUCUGGAGCUGAUCCGCUGGCCGCUGGAGUUUGUGCUGAUGUACGAGUGGUUGCUGUCUGCGAUAGCCUUCGUUUGCAACGCAGUGGCUGCUUUCUUGCUGUUCCUGGCAGUCUCCAUAUUUGGUGGGCAGUGCUGGCGUCGGGAUUGGCUCAUGUAUCCAAACUACAACUACUUGUCUUGGUCCUACGGCUUUGCAGUGCUGUCGUUCUUCUUCCACACGUUUGCAGCCCUUUUCUUGUACUUGGACGCCCGCAGGGGCUGGGAGCUGCGCAAGGAGAGCCACAACCUCGUGGUGCAGAUGCACCCGAACCCCGGCAGGAACGGACAUUCGACACCUGCUGCAUGAACGUGGGCGGACAAAUCUUUGCCAGUUGCUUCGAAGAUGUUGGCAGCAAUGACAUGCAAGCUUUGGGGAAGGCAAACCUAAGCUAGCAACAUUAAUAUACUGCUUGCAACUUUUACUUUUUAUAGUUGUAUGGGUUUUUAUGUGAGCAUACUGUACUGCCAGCUGUCCAGAUAAUUAUGAUGGUGGUAUCCAGGGAUGCAAUUGUCUACAACCAUUUCUUAGCAAUACUGAAAACUGUGGUUUAUACUUUAUAGAAUGUGUAUUUUACUAUUUUUAUACUUUUAGACAAUCACUAGUAUCAUAGUUUUUUCCAAAGUGCAGAAAAUGAGAUUUUGAGAAACAAUGUUGUUGAUUUAAAAAAAAAAAUUGAAUGUCCAUGCUGUUUGUUUUAUCAUUGUAUAUGUUUGUGGUGUGAGCAAAGUUGCCAGUAUGGGGUGAUAAUUCGUAGUAUUUUAUAUCUUCUGAUAGCUGUGUUAAUCAUAAACUAAUCUUGUCUUAGAAUCUAGAGGUUUUUAAUUGUAGGUACUAUAUAGGUGCUAUUUAACGCACAAUGUUGGUUGAAAGUAUUUUCACUUAAAGUAUAAUAUUAAUAUGUGUGAUUUGCAUGAUUAGGCAGCACUAGGUUUAGUUUUUUUUUCUUUUAAAGAAAUGGGGAUGAGUAAAAUAUAUAUUCUUUCUAACUGCUUCAGUGUAAUUUAAAUACUCAAUAAUUCAGUCUGUUAUACAUUAAUAGUUACAUAUUCAGUUAAUGUGCUGUAAUAUUGUACAUACUUGGAUGUGGAGGCAGUAAUACUCAGACAUGUUUUCUAAAAGCCAUUAAAUUAUUAAUGCUAUUUAAUUUUCCAUAUAGUAUUUUAAGGUUUUAUAAAGACUAGUAAUAAUGACUGAGGUCAUUAAUGUAUGUAGUUUAAACAUGGUACCCACAUUAUCGAAAAUCAGUCAAUUGUUCAGCGAAGGGAUGUAAUUGGAAAAUAAGCAAUCAAAAACAUUGAAACAAACACUAUAUUAUGAAAUAUGUUUUCCCUACCAUGUACAUUAAACAAAAGUUCUCUUAUUGUAAUAUAUGUAUAAAUAUAUAGUAUGCUUUAAUAUAACAGUGUUUUUCCUUUCUGAAAUAGGGUAAUGUAUUACUUCAUUAUUGAAAUUUUUAUUUCACUCAUGAUAAUUUGUGAGAAAUGUUCGGCAAUGGCUACUUUUGCAUCUUUUGAUAACUUGCACCAAAAUAAUAUUUUUCACUUAAUUAAUUUAUAGCUUUGUGAUCGAUGUAGGCACUCCUUGUCUCUGAAGCUCUAUUUUUAGAUUUUUGAGGGGCUGAAAAAUUCUAACCCGAUGCUUCUAGACAAGAUAUUUUCAUUAUUGUUUGGCUUUCUGUCAUUACCAAGUUCAUCCUGGACGAUGCUAUGAAUGAACAGUUUUAUCUCAAAUCCUUAGUUAUUUAAUUGCAAAUGAACGUUGAAAUUUAUGUGGACAAGUAUAGCUGUGAAAGUCGGGACUUCGUAAUCUAUGUUGGACUGUCCUUUGCCCUGAGCUAGCCAAUACUAAUCACUUAUUCAGCACUAUCCUUACCUGCAGUAUUUCGUAUACAAUCCACCAGAUUAGUUUACAGAUGAUUGAUAUUUUGUUGUUAGCAUAGAAAUUUAACAUUGCUAGGUGCAAGUAAGUAUCACUGUAGUUUUGACACACAUGGUUUUCUUUUACAAUUGCAUAAUAAAUGUUUAAAUACGUUAAAAUUAGCUUUAAAUUGAAAUAUAUUUUGUUUCUAAGAUUUGGUUAGAUUUUUAUUCUGUGAUUUGAAUAAUUUCUUUUUUCAUAAUUUUUUUUUUUUGUUUCAAGUAAUUUUUAUGAAAAACUGUUUGCAUUUUUUUUUCCAAUAUAUACACUGUAUUGACUAUUUCUGUACAUUCAGGUGUCCGUAAUGAAAAUAUCUAGCAGACAAAACCAACCCCAUCUAAUUCUGUCAAGUCAUUCAGAUUCUAUUAUUGUUUUUAUAUUCUUGUCAUUCAUUAAUGAUGUGACCUUUUGUAUCCUCUUAAUUCUCAUUUCUUAUUGCAUCAGCAUUUUCUUUUCAAUUGUUUUUAAACAUUUACAUUAUAUAUCAAGUCCUGAAAUUCCAGAUGUAUAUUUUUUGUUUGUAAUUUUUCAAUGUCUUACAAUUUAAUAACAUGCAUGGUGCUUUUUGGCAGUCUGUAAGAUUCGUCAAGGAAAUUUUACUAAUCUCGUGAUAGAAAUUUAAGAAAAUUUAAAUUUGGUGUUUAGUGGGUACCAUUUUUAAAAUGAAUUCAAAUAUUUUAACUGAAAAUAGGUAGAAUUAUUACUGUUACAUUUUAUGAUUAUUAACUAUAUACAGUUUAACCUAUUGGUAUGUUUAGAGCUUAUGUAUGCUGUUAUAAAUGAAAAUUGCUAAACGUUUAUAUACUAUAUGCAUAGUGUUAUAUUUUGAGUUGAAAUAUGUUUUCUCUGUUCAUGAACUCGGGUAUUGUAAAGAUUUCUGUUGAGAGUUGAUCUUGUGUCGUCCAGUUGUUUUAAGGAAACAGAAUUUUUUAUCAUAGCUAUUUUACUUGCUUUUUGGCAGCUUAGAAGAAUUUCAUCUUGUAUGUGAUAGUUUACUUUAUAGAUAUCUGUUCAGCAGUAUUUAUUUUGAAUUGUGUGUGUUUCAUGUUUAAGGCCUAAAGAUUUAUGUUUUGAUAAAAUGAAGUUUGUGUAUGUGUGAACAAUUUAAAAUUGUAUAUGAAAUUGUUUAAUUAUGUAUUAUUUACACAGCAUGGUUUAUCAAAUGUAAGUGCAUAUAUAUUAAUGAUGAAACAAACAUAUCAAAUGUGUGUGUUUUUAUUUAGUGCAAAUUAUAAGUAAUAAGUAUCAUACUUAUGUAAUUAAACAAAAUAAAAAUCAGUUAACAUGUUUUAAGUACAGCAUGAUGCUUUUCCAUCUUAAAGUGAUGAAUAUUUUACGUGUCUUCGAAUGUUUCCACAUGCAUACUUUCAAAAUUAUUUUAAUGGACUUGGAUUGUUUAUAAAUUAUUUAACCCUGGCCAUAAAAUCAAACUAUUCAACUGUAUAGUAACUAAAUUUUUAAUUGUUUUGCCCUUUGUUCAAUCAUUGAUGAGUCAGGCAUUAAAGAGGAUGUUUUUUCAAUGUAAAAUCUUAAGAUUUCUAGCAGUAGGUUUUUGUGUGCUUUAAAUACAAAAAUUACGAAUUCUUAGAUAUUUUUCAUUUUUGUUUGUUUGCCUCAAUCAUAAAUUGCUUAUUUAAUUAUUUAUUAAUGUUCAUUGUAAAUUUUGCUCUAAAAAUACUUUUUAUUUUUCAUACAGAAAUGUUUUAUUUUAAUUUGGCAUGAAAUUUGUCUGAAUUUUGAAAAUUUCGAGGGGAUGAAGGGGGUCUUGGAAUUUUUUUGUACUUUUUUUUUUUCCUUCAUACAUCCAUGAUAACGUAAAUAAAAGGUAAAGCCUUGAUUGUUUGUGUGUGCAUAUAACUAUAAAAAGGGGCAAAUUGAAACACAAAAUCUGUCUCGUGGAGAAUUGUGAUUAAAAGCAAUAGGUCUUUAAGGGGCCCACCUAGUCAGGGGUGUAUCUGUGUGAGGCGAGAUGCGAUGAUAAGCGCGGCACUCGCUGGUGUUCCCAGCGUGAAACUAUGAAGUUUGAGCAGUAACCAUCAUUAGAUGGCAGAGAAUGGAAGAUAAGGGUGUAAUCCAGGGUUCUUGGAUGCUUUCAAGAAUCUCUACCCUAUGUUUUAUGUCUGAACAUUAUUCUGAAAACAAAUUGUUUUAGCAGCCCUUUUCACUUUCCUAAAAAGAAAGUUAAAAACUAAAUACGGUAUCAAAACUACUCAUCCACCUGCCAUGUUUGUAAACGGAUACAACUCAGAUGUCUGGAAAAAAAAUUUUAAAUUGCAUGGUUUCUUCUGAAGCUCUGCACACACUGUAUGUGCCCAGAUAGCUUGAGGCCCUUAAAUUUUGGCUUUAUUAUAGGUAAUUACUAAUAGCAUACAGUUUCAUGCAGCAGUAUAAAUAAACUGCAGUCGACUGCAGUUCUGGGUAGUUUCAUUUUACGUAAUUUGUACUAUCCUGGCAAGGUUGUUCACAUAUACUUAGCAUUAGUAUUUGAAUUACAUCAUCUGCAAUUUUUUUAAAAUAAGAUAUUGUAAAUAGGUAUGUAGUUGCUUCAUUAUAUUCCUAAAAAAACCCUUAAUAUUUAAAAAAAAAGUGCCAUUAUGGAUUUGUCAACAUGCGAAUCACAUGACUUGUAGAUAUAUCAUGUUAAUGAAACCGUAUUAUCUGAUGUAUUUAAAUAACUUGUAAUCUGAGUUACUAAGAGAACAAACUAGUACAUGUUGGCUCUUAUACAGCUGCACAACAAGCAGUCAUAAGCAGCUAGCUCUAUGCAAGAAAAAAUACAUGAGUGUUGGUGUUUUAAGAAAGUCUCUGAUUUCAAGAUAGGUAUGCCCAAAUACACAGGUAAUAUCUGCAGGAGUGACUUUAACGGUGCAGGGAUUAUAGAUUGUGCUGGCUGUAGCUAUAUUCUUGCCUCUUGAGACCAAGGUCGGGCACCGGUGAAGGCUGUGUGCCAUCUGUUCCUUUUUUUUUUUUUUGUGUCUAGUUUUGUUUGAAAAAUGUGCACAUUUAUGGGUAAAAGAAGAAUUGAAUAUUUAGCAUGUAAUUAAAUCUUUCAGAUUUCAAUUGUUUUAUUUAUUUUAUUGUAUUUAAAAAAUUUGUAAAGAUUUUUAUAGCCUCUUGAUGUGAUUUCACCUGAUUUAGAAUUUAUAAAAAUAACUUGUGUCUUAUUUAUUAGAGAGAAUAUAAACAUUUCUUAAGAUAAUUAAGCAAAACCGUUGUCGGAAUUGAAG